Molecule: messenger RNA, 5236 nt
Organism: Osmerus eperlanus (European smelt)
Lineage: Eukaryota; Metazoa; Chordata; Actinopteri; Osmeriformes; Osmeridae
Gene: prkd2
Product: protein kinase D2
Exons: 20
Coding region: 788-3583 (931 amino acids)
Biological process (GO): protein phosphorylation
Molecular function (GO): protein serine/threonine kinase activity; ATP binding
Source: RefSeq, a predicted model, not a curated record
CUCACAGCUCUCUCGCUCUCUCUCUCUCUCUCUGCUUUUCUACAGAAAAGCGUAAACUUGGACUGAAACUGAAAGAGAGCACAGACUUGUUAAAGAAAACCCAAGCUCUAUCUCUCUUUCUCUCCCUCACUUUUCAGUUUCCUGCUUUGGGUAGCCAUUUUGUUGCUCAGCCUAAAGGAAAGGACAACAAAGUGAAUCCUGUUGCUGGCCUCUCUGUCCUCUCAACAUUUCCUGGCAGAGUUUUGGCUUUCUCCCUCACAGGACUACUUCUCCAGAAGAGAGGGAGGAGGAGGGGGGAGUAGGAGGCGGGAGAAAAGGAAAGAAGACCUGUGAGUGCGGAGCACACGGAGAGAAAGAGAGGGAAAAAGAGAAGAAGAAAGAAGGACAGAAAGGAGAGGAAGAGAGCAACUUCCUGGAUGAGGAAUUGUUCCCUGCUCCACUGAGACGCCUGGCCACAGCACACACGGGAGCUUGGACACUGACGGACGCUGUCUCUGUGUGUGUGAGUGUCUGUGUGUGUGAGUGUCUGUGUGUGUGAGUCUCUGUGUGUGUGAGUCUCUGUGUGUGUGAGUCUCUGUGUGUGUGAGUCUCUGUGUGUGUGAGUGUCUGUGUGUGUGAGUGUCUGUGUGUGUGGCUGUGUUCGAGUGUGGUUGAACGUGUGUGAGUCAACUCGUUCACACCUUCACACUCCCCUGCUCUCGGAGCUCAUUUGAAGCGUGUGUGCUGAAGGUCUUUCAGGACUUGCUCACACGCCUGCCCGUGUGUGUGUUUGUGUUGAGCUCCGGCCAUGGCCAACGCCAGCCCCUGUUUGUCGUCGGGGCCCCUGUCGCAGGUCUUCUUCCCCCCUGGAGGCCCCUCUCCUCCAGGCUCCGUGGUCCUUCAGCAGGGGACCCCCAUGGCCAUGCCGCCCACGCCCUCACAUGGCUUCCCUCCGGUGGACCUGGGGGCUGGGCCGGGGCCAGGGGGCUCCAUGUCAUCCCCUCUGCCCCCCACGCCGGCGGGGGUGUCGUUCAUCAUCCAGAUCGGGCUGACCAGGGAGUCGGUUCUGCUGCCCCAGACUGCUGACCUGGCCUACGUCAAACAAAUCGCCUGCUCUAUCGUUGACCAAAAGUUUCCUGAAUGUGGCUUCUAUGGUAUGUAUGACAAGAUCCUGCUGUUUAAACAUGACCCUGGCACCAACAACAUCCUGCAGCUGGUCAAAGCUGCCUGUGACAUCCAGGAGGGAGACUUGGUGGAGGUGGUGCUCUCAGCGGCAGCCACCUUCGAGGACUUUCAGAUCCGCCCCCACGCCCUGAACGUCCACUCCUACCGCGCCCCCGCCUUCUGUGACCACUGUGGAGAGAUGCUGUUUGGACUGGUCAGACAGGGACUCAAAUGUGACGGCUGUGGUCUGAACUACCACAAGCGCUGUGCGUUCAGCAUCCCUAACAACUGCAGCGGCGCCCGGAAACGGCGCCUGUCCACCACCUCCCUGACCAGCAGCCAAUCACUGCGUCUCUCCACCACGGACUCCAUCAGCAGCACAGGAACCAGCUCCGUCUGCACGGAGGAGACCAGCCUGGUCCGCUCACACACACAGAUGCCGAGGACUCCCAGCGAGGCUCGGCGGUUCUACACGGGGCGCCCGGUCCACCUGGAUAAGAUUCUGAUGAGCAAGGUGAAGGUGCCCCACACCUUCGCCAUCCACUCCUACACACGGCCCACUGUGUGCCAGUACUGCAAGAGGCUGCUCCGAGGGCUCUUCAGACAGGGCCUGCAGUGCAAAGACUGCAAGUUUAACUGCCAUAAGCGCUGUGCGUACAAGGUGCCCAACGAUUGUCUGGGAGAAACUAUCGACAGCAGAAGUAACAGUGACAUGCUGAGUCCCAGUGCAGACCCAGAGCCUAUGGAGUGUAGUGAGUGUUCAGAGUCCGACAGGUCGUGUCUGAUGGACGACUCAGAUGAAUCCUGCAGCAUCCCCGGGUCCUUCUCUCCUGAGAGCAGCCAGCAUGGGACUGGGGGAGACCAGAGUGCUAACAUCCCUCUGAUGAGAGUGGUCCAGUCGAUGAGACAGACCACACGACGCUCCAGCACAGCUAUCAAGGAGGGCUGGAUGGUCCACUACAGCAACAAGGACACACUGAGGAAAAAGCACUACUGGAGACUGGACUGCAAGUGCAUCAUCCUCUUCCAGAACAACACCACCAACAAGUACUACAAGGAGAUCCCCCUAUCAGAGGUCCUGGAGGUGCGUCCGGCAGGUGACUUCACCCUGGUCCCGCCCGGCACCAGGCCUCACUGCUUUGAGAUCAUCACGGGCACCAUGUGCUACUUCGUGGGCGAGGACCCCAACAUGCACGCUCCCACCCACUCCUCCCUCCCCCAGGGCUCCCCUCCCUCCCCCAGCAACGUGGCGCCCAAUAGCGGCGUGGGACGUGAGGUGGCCAAGGCAUGGGAGAGCGCCAUUCGCCAGGCCCUGAUGCCCGUCAUCUUCCAGGACGCUCCGCCCGCGGAGGGACACACCCCCCACAGACAAGCCUCAGUUAGCAUCUCCGUCUCUAACAGCCAGAUCGUGGAGAAUGUGGACAUCGGCAUGGUGUACCAGAUCUUUGCUGACGAGGUGCUGGGUUCAGGACAGUUUGGAGUGGUCUACGGAGGGAAACACAGAAAGACAGGGCGUGAUGUGGCGGUCAAGGUGAUUGACAAACUGCGCUUCCCUACCAAACAAGAGAGCCAGCUGAGGAACGAGGUGGCCAUACUGCAGAGUCUUCGUCACCUGGGCAUAGUGAACCUGGAGUGCAUGUUUGAGACCCCAGAGAAGGUGUUUGUUGUCAUGGAGAAGCUCCAUGGCGACAUGCUGGAGAUGAUUCUUUCUAGUGAGAAGGGCCGACUGCCUGAGAGGCUCACCAAAUUCCUCAUCACACAGAUCUUGGCAGCUCUGAGGCACCUGCACUUCAAGAACAUCGUCCACUGUGACCUGAAGCCUGAGAAUGUGCUGCUGGCUUCAGCUGAACCUUUCCCUCAGGUGAAGCUGUGUGACUUUGGCUUUGCCAGGAUCAUUGGGGAGAAGUCGUUCCGUCGCUCUGUGGUGGGCACACCUGCCUACCUGGCACCUGAAGUCCUGCUGAACCAGGGUUACAACCGUUCCCUAGACAUGUGGUCGGUGGGGGUCAUCAUGUAUGUGAGCCUCAGUGGAACCUUCCCCUUCAAUGAAGAUGAGGAUAUCAAUGACCAGAUCCAUAACGCUGCCUUCAUGUACCCUCCUAACCCCUGGAAACAGAUUUCCCCUGACGCUAUCGACCUGAUCAACAACCUGCUACAGGUGAAGAUGAGGAAGCGAUACAGCGUAGAUAAGAGUCUGAGCCACACCUACCUCCAGGACUACGAUGCAUGGCUGGACCUGAGGGAGCUGGAGUCCAAACUUGGCGAGCGCUACAUCACCCACGAGAGCGACGACAGCCGCUGGCAGAUGUUUGCCCGCGAGCACACGCUGGCUUAUCCACAGCACCUGGUGCCCCCUCCGCCCACACCAGGCUCCGACGAGGAGGAGGCCGGGGAGGACGCAGACAUGCAGGGGCUCACCGAGAGGGUCAGCAUCCUCUGAGCCCCACCUCCGAGAACCAGGGGGGCGGGGCUCAGGAUGGCUGGCUGACCCAUUCAGGAGGAGGGGAGGAGGUCUGCAGGGUGGCUGGGAUAUGGCUGAUGAGGAUGUUUGCGAGUAGAAGUCAGACAACACUUUCGGGGAUCUACUGUGCAGAUUACAUAAUUUACUCAGAACAACCAAUCAGCUGUCUUUGUCCCUCAGUUCUGCCUCCAGCCUCCCUCCUUGACCUCUGACCCCUCCUUGACCCCUGAUCCCUAGAAAUGACAGAAUGCCCUCCCUUCUUCCUCCAGGUCAUGUUGCCUCGCGAAAGGGCUACUCGCAUCGUUAGGGUCUUCUGUCACUGAUAAUGUCUGAACUACAUUACCCAGAAGUCAAGGUUCAUUUCUGAACUCAUAAAGAGCUUUGAAGCCUGAGUCAGGGUAGGAUGGAAGUAAAGCACAAGCAUAUUAAUACUCCUUCUUCAGGGUUGGGGGGCUACCCUUCCAUCUUCCCCUUCCCAGAUUAAACACAGAAGUUUAUACAGCAGACGAGAAAGUUGAGAAAGUGUGUGUGUGUGUGUGUCUUUGCACAGAGUAUUGAGGAUGCAGCAGAGAAGAGACUGAGCAUCUUAAAAGCUUGUUAAAUCCACUUAGGCAUGACAUGGCAAACUCUGAAAAGGAUGCAUCAGAAUUUGAAUUUCAUUUGGAUGUCCUGUUCAUCUGAAGAGAGAAAGCUUCUGCUCCUCUCCCUCUCCUGCUCCUCAGCCUCUCUCUCUCUCUCCCGGGAGGCGUGGGGGUUGGGGGGGGGGGGCAGAGAGCUUCAUGGAGAGCCCUGGUGGUGCGUGUGUGUGGGGUGGGGGGUGUACUAGCUCAGUACGGCGUGGAGAAGACCCACUCUUCCCCUGUCUCAGAGGAGAGGUGAUGUAUGCCUGAUGAAGACAAGCUCUGAACAUCUUCAAUCGUCGUUAACUCGUCGGGUCAGCUGGCAUCAACUGCCACCGGCUUCCGCCCCUAGUCCUGACCAGCUGCUGGUUCUUCUCUUGAGAUGAAGUAGUGCCUAGAGUGUACACUGUUGUAACUGUACCUCACCUCACAAGACUUCCCUGUAGCUUUCCUACACACUGUAACCAAGAUACACCUGACAUGAGACUCUGGGUUCUAGACUCAGCUUCACACUGAUUGGUUUGCCAUCUGUCCAUAGAAACCAAUGGCGGACAGUCGUGGUCUCCAACUGGGGGACGUAGGCAGAUGAACUGCUUCUGAACAGUUGCAGAGGCACACAUGAUAUGAAGGAUGUUUCUUAGCGUUCUGAUAAUAGAAAGGAUACUAACCCCAUAUUGAGGUGCAGGUGGCUGGAUGGAUAGAUAGAUGGACAGAUAAAUAGAUGGAUGAAUGUAUUGAUAGAUGGCUGGAUGGAUGGUUGGGAUUAGAAGGAGAAAGGAUGGAUGGGGAAGAGGGAAGACGUCAGGGAAGUGUAUGUGUGUGGAGAGAGGGGUGUUCUAAAUCUGAUCACUGACUCCAAUAAUGACGCCUCUCUGUACCUCUAUAGCCUGCCUACUGCAUGUGUAUCUAGGCAGUGCAGUAAACCUAUGUGUAGGAGCUGGAUCGCUCCGGUACGGAUGUCAAUCUCAGCAUUUGUAACACAAUAAAAAAAAACAUGCUUUGACUAAUCCUA